This is a messenger RNA of Amoebophrya sp. A120, 1245 nucleotides long. NCBI's taxonomy places the organism in Eukaryota, Dinophyceae, Syndiniales, Amoebophryaceae. The record is from the annotation of a GenBank genome assembly.
AUGCGAGCGGUGGACGUGGACUUUGGGAAUGCAGAGAAGGUCUUAACCCUGCAGGGGUUCGAGCCCGCGGUUGCGAAGAAGGUCGCCAAAGCGGUGGUGGAAAAAGACGCAGUGAAGCUUCAGAGUAUUAUUCUCGACAAGGAGGGAGUGGAGGGGGAGAAAGUGCUGUCAGCGUUGGGAGUCGACAAAGCAGGUGCCGCAGACGGUGACAGACUCCUGUUGAAAUUGACUGACCGCAUCGAGGACGACUUGGAGACGCAUGUGGAAACCUACCUGGGGAAACAAUUAGAACAGGCGGAGAGAGAACUGGACGCGAGAAGGAGUCGGCAGCGGGCGUCUCGGCGAUCAACAGCGGCGGGGAGCAGACCAGAGCAACUUGUGGGAUCACCGCCGGCCGCAGAGGGUCCUCUCGAAGGUAUGAAAGCAGAACCCAGGCGGAAAGCUGCGCCGCCAUCUGCCAUUAUGCGGCUGUGCUGUUGCUGUCUUUUGGGUCCGGAACAAGAGGAAGAAGAACUCCACUUCGCGGACGGAGCGUUAGGGGAGCCGCUGUUGGAGCAAGACAUAGGAAUAGCGAAAUCUCUACCCGCGAGGGAUGACCACGACCCUCUACGUGAACAAGACCAGCAGACUCGCAAGAGCCGUAGGAAGUCCUCACGAACAAUUUCCACGAGCGACGUAAUCCGAGCACCAGGACCGGCGUCCCAAGCACCAGUAGACGCGGCAGAAGAUGAACAUCAGUACGACGAGCUCACCGCCGCUCCGGCGCCGGAAGAGGUGGUUGCUAUUAUGGAGCAGGAGGCCGAAACCGCCCUUCUCGCUGUUGGUUUCGAGAGACGACAGGCACGGAAGCUCGCAAAGAAAAUGGCCGAGAAGCACGGCAACGCGGACGAGGCACUGGACGAGGAGACGAAGAUGGCGGUUAUCAAUGCGGGCUUAGGCGCAGAGACCGUCACCAUGGGUGACCUGACGGGGAAACUGAUGCAGGUGCAGAGUCAGUGCUUCAUUCAAUCCCUGUCGCCGAUGUCGUUCGCGAACUACGCGGGCGGAGCGGGCGGGAUGUCGUUGGUGCAGUCCUUCGCCAUGCAUUCGCUGCAGUCCGGGAUGAUUUCAGGGGCGGUACCCAUCAGCGAUCUCACGUCCGGCGGUUUUGACAAUUUCGACCCUCGUCAAAUGCAAGACGCGCCGGCGAACAGAAGACAGGCAGCGAAAAAGAAAAUACUGGAACAGAACGAAAGUGCGAAGUAG